AUGCAGAACACUGUUGCAGAGGUGGGGAUCGAGUUCAACCCAAAUUCCACAAGUGCAGAAAUCCACCGCUGCGAUGUUGCACAAACCUUAGUAGAUGCAGUGAAUAAUCCCAACAGUACGCUCAACAUCACUAUUCAAGCCAACACUGUCCGAGUAGUUGAAACACCUGCACUCAACACUACUGCAGCUACAACCACUCCAAAUGCAACAACCACCACUGCACCAACUACAAGAGCUACUACAACUGAAGCGCCACCCCCAGUUGUGGCUAUUCAAGCAACCUUGGUAGAAGUGUUUGUCCCAGAACUCAGUGACAGGAACAGCCAACAAUUUAGGGCCCUUGAGACAAGAGUUGUAACAGUGUGUGACAUCAUCUACUUUGUUCGAUAUGGUGCAAUUUUCCGCCGCACAUUCAUCAUAGCAUUUAGGUCAACACAAAUGCAGAACACUGUUGCAGAGGUGGGGAUCGAGUUCAACCCAAAUUCCACAAGUGCAGAAAUCCCACCGCCUGCCGAUGUUGCACAAACCUUAGUAGAUGCAGUGAAUAAUCCCAACAGUACGCUCAACAUCACUAUUCAAGCCAACACUGUCCGAGUAGUUGAAACACCUGCACUCAACACUACUGCAGCUACAACCACUCCAAAUGCAACAACCACCACUGCACCAACUACAAGAGCUACUACAACUGAAGCGCCACCCCCAGUUGUGGCUAUUCAAGCAACCUUGGUAGAAGUGUUUGUCCCAGAACUCAGUGACAGGAACAGCCAACAAUUUAGGGCCCUUGAGACAAGAGUUGUAACAGUGUGUGACAUCAUCUACUUUGUUCGAUAUGGUGCAAUUUUCCGCCGCACAUUCAUCAUAGCAUUUAGGUCAACACAAAUGCAGAAACACUGUUGCAGAGGUGGGGAUCGAGUUCAACCCAAACUCCACAAGUGCAGAAAUCCCACCGGCUGCCGAUGUUGCACAAACCUUAGUAGAUGCAGUGAAUAA
Mugil cephalus (flathead mullet) is the source of this 990-nucleotide messenger RNA. Its product is annotated as mucin-5AC-like. The record is from RefSeq and is a predicted model, not a curated record. The transcript is spliced from 7 exons. Lineage: Eukaryota; Metazoa; Chordata; Actinopteri; Mugiliformes; Mugilidae. The coding region runs from base 1 to 990 and encodes 329 amino acids.